Paramecium tetraurelia is the source of this 2067-nucleotide messenger RNA. RefSeq lists its product as uncharacterized. Lineage: Eukaryota; Ciliophora; Oligohymenophorea; Peniculida; Parameciidae. The transcript has 2 exons. The record is from RefSeq and is a predicted model, not a curated record.
AUGAGAUAAUAGUAUUUUACCUUAUAGAAUUCAAUUCAAUAUCUCCAAGAAUAUAACGGCUUCUAGGAAUUUACUGAGAUAAAACUAACCGAUCAUAAUAAUGAACGAUAUUUAUAUCCUGUUUUAACAUCAAAAUGCAAACAUAUUAAGUAUGCCACCAACUUAGAAGAAGUUCUCAAUGCAAUUAAUAUUUCAGGAUUUUUCAAAUGCGAAUGUAAUAAUCUAGCUCGCCAUCCCAGCUAAUUACAAAAGGAUAUCAGAUGGGAUGCAAAUGAGGAAAUCAAUGAAAUCUUUGAUGAUGGACUAGUAAUUCAUAAUAAAUUAUUCCAUCAUUUUAAAAGAGCUAGGAGAUACAAUACAGCACUUACGGAUUAAUUUGUUCUUUCUAGUUUAAAAAUAUUGCUAGAAUAAUAAAAUUCUAAUAAUAUUAUCCAAAUAUUUUAGAGAAUGAUGUAAAAUUAUUAAACUCAAAAGCCAAUCUAUUUUAAAGCAAUGUGCCUAUUAGAUCUUGUAUCACUCAAUAUUCCUGUAAGAUUCUUUGGUUGUCAACAUCCAGAAUGCUAUGAUUUAGCCAGUUUAUUGGUUUAUUACAAUGAGAAUUCCAUCUAUUAAAGCUCCUCUGAUAAAUUAAAAUAGUUCAAGUGUAAAUAAAGGACAUGUCAAGUUAAAGUAGAUAUUUCAACUGUAUAAAAAUUAUUUGACAAUAUCUACAUUGAAACAGAACUCUUAAAAAUUAUUCAGAAAGGGUUACCCAGUAUUUAUUAAUACAGCUAUAAUCCAAAUACUCGCUAAAUCCAAUAAGAUAUCGUUUUAUAGGACAACGCAAUAGUAGAUCCUUAGAUAUAAUGUAGAUACUUACAAGAAAAUAAAAACGUACCAGCUUCAAAUGAAGCCUAUUAAAAAUAUUAGAAAUAAGUUACAGAGUAUGCUCAUGUAAUUUUACAAAGAACUUCUAUUGUUAAGGCAGAACAAAAGCUGAGACUUUUUAAAUAUAAGAUAUUUGUAAUUCCAGCAAUUAUUGAAAAUAUAAAACAGCCUGCUAGGUGUAUCAAUUGCCAUGUAUCUUAAGUCAUGGAGUUAAAAUACCUACUCUCUAGUUUUUAAACAUAAAAAGACUUAUAUAAAUAGCAAGUAAAGCAAUUAAAAUGCCCUUUGUGUGAAAAAAUGUUUAACUAUAAUAGUUUUAUUCCAAAUGUUGUAUAUUUUGAUAAAAACUUGUUUGAUGCUUUUGACCAAGGAUUUUUAGAAAAGUCUGGUCAAACCUAUGUUUAUGAUGGGAAAAAAUUAAUGAAAGAUGAAUUUCUUUAAAAAUAAAAAGUUGAAUUAAUAGAAUUUAAGAAACAUCUCUAAAAAGACAAUGAAAAUUAAAUAUGCACUUUUACUUAACUCUAUUGUUGUUCAAAUCCAGCAAUACCCAUUAGUCUGCCAUUAAUUCUCAAGAACUGCCCAGAAUAGAGAAUAGUCGAUUUUGAAAGUUUUUAUUAUAGCAUUCAAUAGUUAGAGGUGGACAAUUAUGAAAAAUAAUGUCUUAAAUUUUGUAACUGCUAAUAUUGCUCCAAUCAUCCAUUUUCCUUUGAAGAAUUAGCUUUUAAUGUGUAUUUUCAUGAAGCAUUUUAUAUUGCUUUGACUCAAUUUAAUAAAUCAAAGUCAAAAAACAAGCCCGACUAAUUUACAUAUGAUUUUAAGUCAAAUAGGAUUAUCGAAGAAUCGGUUCAUUCUAAGUCGAUUAAAAGCAUUCAUAUUAAUAUUAAAUCAUUUUAUUAAGGAUUUACAAGUUUAUAAGAUGAUAAAUACAAAGAAAACUUUUUGCCAUAUUAGAAAGAGCCUAACAAAAUGUUUUGUGCUUAUGUUACUUCGAACUAAAUAACUACGGAACUCGCAAUAUUACAAAACAAUAGAGAAGGUUAUAAAGGAGAUGCAAGUACUAAGUUAAAAUAGGUCAACGAAAAAAUGAGAAAUAAUGAAAUUGCCAAGAAAUAUGGUUUUGUAAUUACUGAAACGAAUUCGCAAUUUAAAGACGGAUUCAUAAAAUUAGCAGUCGGAAAUGCUAGCUCGAAGUAAAAUUGA